Molecule: messenger RNA, 1359 nt
Organism: Nakaseomyces glabratus
Lineage: Eukaryota; Fungi; Ascomycota; Saccharomycetes; Saccharomycetales; Saccharomycetaceae
Gene: PTC3
Product: type 2C protein phosphatase PTC3
Biological process (GO): protein dephosphorylation
Molecular function (GO): protein serine/threonine phosphatase activity; cation binding
Source: RefSeq, a predicted model, not a curated record
AUGGGGCAAAUUCUUUCGAACCCAGUCAUUGAUAAAGAGACAGAGUCUGGUAGCGACAAAUGGACAGCAUAUGCUGUCUGUGCUAUGCAAGGAUGGCGUAUGUCGAUGGAGGAUACGCAUAUCGCCCAAUUAAACUUGAACGCCGAUGAAUCAUCUGGCCAUGUGGCUCUAUACAGUGUGUUUGACGGCCAUGGGGGUUCCUACGUGGCUAACUUCUGCGGUGAACGUAUGGAGAAGAUAGUCAAGUCUCAGAAGAGCUAUGAAACUGGUGAUCUUGCUCAGGUUUUAACGGAUGCCUACUUGGCUGCUGAUGAACAGCUGGCAACGCAGUCUUCCAUUAGUGAUGACCAUAGUGGCUGUACCGCCACCUCUGUUCUAAUCUCAAAGGAAAAGGGUGUAAUUAUCUGCGGUAAUGCUGGUGACAGUAGAACAGUGUUAUCGUCUGGUGGUCUUGCAAAAGCAUUAUCAUUUGAUCACAAACCUACUCUUCCGGGUGAAACUGCAAGAAUUACAGCAGCUAAUGGUUUCGUUCAAAUGAGUAGAGUAAACGGUAACUUGGCAUUAUCGCGUGCCAUUGGUGACUUUGAAUACAAGUCCAAUCCAAAGCUUUUACCUCAUGAGCAAAUGGUCACAUGUGUCCCAGAUGUAAUUGAACACAAGCUAGACUUUGAGAAUGAUGAGUUCGUUAUUUUGGCUUGUGAUGGUAUCUGGGAUUGUCUGUCCUCUCAAGAGUGUGUCGAUAUGGUACACUAUGGUAUUCAAAAAACGGAGUUAUCCUUGCUAGAGAUUACAUCGCGAAUCGUCGACAUUUGUUGUGCGCCAAGCACAGAAGGCUCUGGUAUUGGUUGUGACAAUAUGAGUAUUAUUGUUGUAGCUUUAUUGAAAGACUCUGAAACAUUGGAGCAAUGGUUUGAGCGCAUGCGGGCAAAGAAUUACUCUUAUUCGACUACUUUUGAACAAAAGAGAAAGGAGGUUUUCUCAUUCUAUAAUUUCGCAAAGAAUCAAGAAACAGGUGAUGAAGAUGUUUUUGCUAUUACGGCUCCUAGAUCAGCACCUGGUUCAAAAUUGAAUGGAAACCAAGAGAGAGGGGUAACAGCUAAGGGACCAGUGGAUACGUCAAAAAAUGGCAAGUCACCUGGAGUCAUAGACUUUACCUCGCUGGAAUCGUUACUCGAGGCAGGUAUCAAAAUCAGCCAAAGUCCAAAUAAUGUUCAGCAUUUUCAAGGCUCUGCACUUGCGGAUAUGUUAGCAUCGUUGAGCGAAGCUGCUGCUGGAGAAACCAGUCCAAGUGAAAAGAACGAUGAUAUUGAGUUUACGGAAAGCACACAUGCCAACCCUGAAGAAUCAAUUGGCCACUAA